AUGUCUUUCAAAAUUCCCAUGGCAGCAACAGUGGCGGAGAGCUCACGCCUUAUGCUACGUGCCUUUUCUCUUGUUGUGGCUGUAGAUGAGAAUAACGGCAUUGGUGAUGGAAAGACCAUCCCUUGGCAUGUACCGGAGGAUAUGAAGUUCUUUAAAGAUAUCACCACAAAACUACGCGGAAAGAAUGUUGUGCCUUCACUGGAGAAGCGAAAUGCGGUUGUGAUGGGACGCAAAACGUGGGAUAGCAUUCCACUUAAAUUCCGUCCAUUGAAAGAUCGAUUAAAUGUUGUUCUUUCCAGUACUGUCACGACGCAGCAGUUGUUGGAGGAAAUACCCGAAGGGGAAUUACGACAGGCCGCCGUGAAUGAUAUUAUCGCCGUGAAUGGUGGUUUAGAAGAGGCUUUACGUUUAUUAGCAUCUCCACCGUAUGUGUCUAGUAUUGAAACAGUCUUUUGUGUGGGUGGUGGUCGUGUUUAUGCGGAUUGUAUGCGGCCGCCGUGUGUACAUGUGCUGCAGGCUAUUUACCGUACCAUUAUUCACUUACGUGCAGAGAACUGCAGUGUACAUUUUCAUAUUCCCGCUGCGGGAACUGUGGAGGCGGCGGGUGUGGAAUGGAUACGUGAGAGUAUCACAGAAGAACAAACAUCAAAGAAUGAAUCGGGAACAGUGUAUUGCUUUGAAAAACUUAUCCCACGUAAUCAUGAAGAGGAACAAUAUCUACAAUUGGUUUCACGUAUUAUCCGCUGUGGAAAUGUAAAGGAAGAUCGCACAGGUGUCGGUACACUUUCUCUCUUUGGAGCACAAAUGCGAUUUAGUUUACAUAAUAAUCGUCUUCCUCUUUUGACCACCAAACGUGUCUUUUGGCGUGGUGUUUGUGCGGAACUUCUCUGGUUUCUCCGUGGGGAAACGUAUGCAAAGUUGCUUAGUGAUAAAGGAGUUCACAUUUGGGAUGGAAAUGGCUCUCGUGCCUUCUUGGACAGUCGUGGAUUACACGAAUAUGAAGAAAUGGAUCUUGGUCCUGUCUAUGGAUUUCAAUGGCGACACUUUGGUGCGGAGUAUAAAGAUUAUAAAACCAAUUAUGAUGGAAAAGGGGUGGAUCAAAUUAAACAAGUGGUGGAGACCAUAAAAACAAAUCCAGAUGAUAGAAGAAUGAUUGUCACUGCAUGGAAUCCCGCGGCUUUAUCACGAAUGGCUUUACCACCUUGUCAUAUGUUAGCUCAAUUCUAUGUAAGUAAUGGGGAGUUAUCCUGUAUGUUGUAUCAACGCUCCUGUGAUAUGGGACUGGGAGUUCCAUUUAAUAUUGCCUCUUAUGCGUUAUUAACAAUUCUGAUUGCGAAGGCAACAGGACUGAAACCAGGGGAACUCGUUCACACACUUGGGGAUGCACAUGUGUAUAAGAAUCAUGUGGAACCAUGUGAGGAACAAUUAAAACGAGUACCGCGUGCUUUUCCGUUUCUUGUCUUUCGCCGUGAACGGGAGUUUCUGGAGGAUUACGAGGAAGAUGAUAUGGAGGUGAUCGACUACACCCCAUACCCAGCAAUCGCUAUGAAAAUGGCAGUCUAA
Messenger RNA from Trypanosoma theileri, 1563 nucleotides. Its product is annotated as putative dihydrofolate reductase-thymidylate synthase. Gene Ontology annotation, biological process: dTMP biosynthetic process; tetrahydrofolate biosynthetic process; one-carbon metabolic process. Lineage: Eukaryota; Euglenozoa; Kinetoplastea; Trypanosomatida; Trypanosomatidae. Bases 1 to 1563 code for a protein of 520 amino acids. Gene Ontology annotation, cellular component: mitochondrion; cytosol. The record is from RefSeq and is a predicted model, not a curated record. The transcript has a single exon. Gene Ontology annotation, molecular function: dihydrofolate reductase activity; thymidylate synthase activity.